AUAAAAAGCCAUGAAGAGUAACUUCAUUUCAUCAUUAAAAAAUCAUUUACGUGAAGAAUGAAGACCAUUUCCCUUAAAUUUUUGUUAUUGGCUUGUCUUGUUGUCGUCAUUUUCCGUCAGAAUCUUGCAGUGGGGAAUUUUUGUAAAAACAACAAUGACUGCAAAAAGUUAUGUGGAGGGCCUGGAGGCUAUUGCAACAAUAUUCGUGAAAGUUGUGUGUGUCAUAAUUUAAACAAUAUAAAUGCAAUUAACCUUGGUUCUUCUAACGAUCCUUGUAUCCCAGAACAUCCCGGUUGUCGUGGAGGUCCUCCACCAAAACAGUUGAAAGUGUAACGAUAAAACUAUUGUAUUUUGAUCCCAAAAAAGACUAUUGUAUAUGUCUGACAUAGUAUAUGUCUGUGUCUGACAUAAGUUAUUUGCUGAAUAAAAUAUAAUUUCAUUUAUCAA
This is a messenger RNA of Brassica rapa (field mustard), 447 nucleotides long. RefSeq names its product putative defensin-like protein 256. Lineage: Eukaryota; Viridiplantae; Streptophyta; Magnoliopsida; Brassicales; Brassicaceae. The record is from RefSeq and is a predicted model, not a curated record.